AAUCAUUUAAAAUUGAAAAAUAAGUAAAAAAAUAUGUAUUGAAAAAACUGUGCAACAUUCCCUAUUAACCUAUUAACUGGUGACAAACACUUUUCCGUGAUUUUUGUACAAUUUACAACAAUGUACAUACAUACAUACAUGCAUUCAUAAGCUAGUGAUGUGAAAAGCGACAAAAAAAAAACAAAAACGGGGGAAUUAUAAAAAUUAAAUAAAAUUGUGAAAAGUGACAAAGUGUCAACGCCGCUGGUGACAUUUAGUCUGUCUAGUGCAAAAAUUGUGAAAUUGUGCACGCAUACACAUCCAAACGAGCGAAAUUGCAAGCCUGCGGUUCAGGCAACUUUUGACGCGUGUGCUGUAGCCUGAUGAUCUCCCUUGCUGGCAGUGCGUGCGUUUGUGUGUCUGUCUAUCUGUCUGCCUGCCGUGUUCUUCGCACUUAAUUAAUGUCAAGUGGGCAUCACUUGCAUUAUGCAAUUUAAAACGACAAGUAGCUUCGCGGACGCAAACAGCAGCCACACUACUACUACUACUACCACUACUACUACCGUGAACAACAACAAAAACAGCAACGCAAGCAAUUAUAGCGAGCGCAACAGUGCCAACAGCAGCAGCAGCAGCAGCAGCACCACCACCAGCUGCAACAACAAAGUUGUCACAAAGUGUCGUGAUUUUGCGCUGAUGUACGCGCAACUACUCGCGAAAGACUCACAGCAGCAGCAGCAGCAGCAGCAAGAACGACAACAACAACAGCAACAACAACAAAAGCAGAAGCAAUUUGAGUACAAAAUGCAAAUUACACCAAAUGCGGAAGUUAAGUGCAUUUGCGCGUCACCACACUACGGCAACAACAACAACAACAACAACAAGUACAGUAACAGCAACAACAACACCAGCAACACAAAACUUACCCCACACAUAACAGCAACAACAAAAACACUAGCUAAAGCACCAGCAGUAGCGACAGUAGCUUGCAACUUGGCAGCUGCCACAAUCCCAACAGCAAUGACUGAUGACAGUGGGUGUUGCAAAUGUGUAGCCAGCAAUAUGGAACGUUGUGGCAAAGAUGUUGAUUACAUUCCCGCUCUUGGCGGCGCUGCGGUAGCGUGUACCAACGUACGUGCCACGCCAACACAUUAUUGCCAACCAUACACUGACAGUCUUAACAAAAACAAUAAUAACAAUAGCCACACAUGUGCAGUCGACUGUAAAGACAAUUUUGUGGCAAGUGAAAGUGCGUCAAAAGAUUGUAAACAUUCCGCAGUGAUUAGAAAUAGUAACGAGGGGAAGGGCAAUUUGCUAACACUUGCAACAGCAGCUGGAGCGAAGGCGUCAACGAGAACAACAAUGGGCACAACGUCGCACUUUGGCAGCUGGAAAAAUCUUUCUACUAUACUGAUAUUCUUGUUUUGCUUUGCGUGGCAUGACUACGCCCAAGCUGCUCUCAGCAAUGUAAAUUUAUUCAUUGAACCUCCAGCAGUACGACGUGGACAAUCGGUCAUUUUACGUUGUCACUAUGCGCUCGAGGGAGCUCCGCUUUAUUCAAUAAAAUACUAUCGUGGCAAUUACGAAUUCUACCGUUAUACACCGGGCGAAUUUCCGAAUGUGAAAUACUUCCAAUACCCAGGCAUUAAAGUCGAUGAACUUAUCUCCAAUGCUACACAAGUUGUCUUACGCGACGUGAGUUUCAGUUUAUCCGGCAACUUUUCUUGCGAAGUCACCGCCGAUGCACCGCUCUUCUCCACCUCCACGGCCUAUGCGCAAGUGCAAGUUGUUGAAUUUCCUGAGAAACGUCCCCAACUCUUUACCGAACAUGCGCGCUAUGAGCCGGGUGAUAUUUUACGCGCCAACUGUAGUACACCGCCGUCGCGACCGCGCGCCGAUUUGCAUUUCACACUUAACCAUAUACCGGUAUCAACGGGCGAAACGCAAUACAUCAGAACGGUUGACAAUUUAAUAGCGUCGAGACUGAGCCUGAAACUGCAAUUGCAUGCAGCACAUUUUGCUGCCGCCAUUAAUACCCAGCACUUGAUGAAUCACCUGAGCGGCAGUCAGGCUGCUAUCGGUGUGCCCUAUAAUACACACAAUGGCGGCGGCGGCGGCGGCGGUGGAAUUGGAAUUGGUGUUGGUGUUGGUGUAGGUGUGGGCAAUGGUGGUUUGGUUUUGCGAUGCACAGCACAAAUUGGUGAUUUGUAUCAGGAGUACAAGGAAAUCGAAUUGGGCACACCGCAAAAGGAUCCGGUGCCAGCCAGAGUGACAUUGUCAUCCGGCUCCAGUCUGCGUAAUUUCUUCGAGACGUACUUCUCCUCAGCCACCUCCUCCGCAUCGGCGGGUGCAUUAUCGAGCGACAGCAUAGCGCGUCCAUUGAAAUUGACAGUAUUGGCAGCUGCUGUAUGGCGUUCACAGGCACUCCUCCUCGACAUGGCAGUCAGCGCAGUGAGUAUUUACAACACAUUAAGGUUGAAACAAGCAGCCAUCGCCGGAAGAUAGUUCAAUCGCUUCAAAUCGAAUGAAUUAAUGCAGUAAAGAGGAAGAAGCAGAAAGCCCAAGCUGACUCUGGGAGGCUGGGCCAGAAGCGAUUGCGGAUGGCCGUCGAUGCAUCGAAUUACUACGAUACAUACAGCUUCGCCAUAAAAUACGAAAACAAGAAAAUGGAGCAUAAUUAUAGGCGCUGCAACAAAAGCUUUUAAUUGCAAAGGAAGAAGCCAAGUGAAAAACCAAAACAAAAACAAAAAAAACAUACGAAACACGCUAUAAAGCGAUAGUUAAAAUACAUACAAUAUUUUAAGCCAGUUUACAUAAGUGAUGAUACACACACGAACACCCUUGCAUACAUACACAAACAUUACUCUAUGUAUGUACAUACAUACAUGUUAAUUAAGUUAAUUAGGAAAAGCUUAAAGAGCGGCGUUGCAGUUGAAAAUAAUGCGGAAAAAAAAACACACGAAGGCGGAGCGAUAAGUAAAUAACAUUUUUAAAUAAGCUUUUUCGAGUAUGUAUGCAUGUAACUACAUAAAUAUGUAUGUAAUAUUUGCAUGUUUGUAAUUGAAUAUUGUUAAUCGUGUUUUACACUUACAAAGUUAAUUAAGCGUAAGCGUAAGUAAGAACAAAGUAAAGCAAAACCAAUUUAAAUGGAAAUGAAAAUGAAAAUGGAAAACGAGAAACAAAAAUAAUUUAGGUGUUAAUUAUUGUGGAAGAAUUGAUAUUAAAUAAAUAUUUGUAAAUAUGUAGUUAUUAUGUUGAUGCAUAUAUGGAUAAGCUUAUGUAAACAAUUAAAUACCAAUACACACAAAAAAAGCACAUGCCUACAUACAUACAUGCAUAAACAAGUUCGUAUACGUAGUCACGUGUAAUUUUUUGAUUUGUUAAAAACAAAACAAUUGACCAAAAAAUCGUUUUAUUUAUACGCAAGCAAUGCUGUGGCGCUUUUAAUGCAUUUCUAUUCUGCUGAAAAAAAGACUUUUAUUCAAAAAAAAAAUUUAGUAAGCACAAUAUUUAUUAUACAUAGAAACUUAAUUAAUGGUAUUUUGUAUUACGUUUAAAUAAGAAAUUUUUUAUAUAAUAUUUAUAUGUAUACACGUUAAAAAAGAAACUUUAAUAAAAGCUGCAUUUAUUAUCUAGCUGCAUUUAUUUUGAUUUUGAUACAAGUUAUUUUACCGUGAAACAUUUUAGAGGUUAGGUAACGCUUUUAAAAGGCAUUAAUUAAAUGAAAAGCUGACAUAUUGAUAUUUUAAAACAAAAAUUAA
Messenger RNA from Rhagoletis pomonella (apple maggot), 3740 nucleotides. RefSeq lists its product as uncharacterized. Bases 466 to 2484 code for a protein of 672 amino acids. The record is from RefSeq and is a predicted model, not a curated record. The transcript has 6 exons. Lineage: Eukaryota; Metazoa; Arthropoda; Insecta; Diptera; Tephritidae.